Lathyrus sativus (Indian pea) is the source of this 282-nucleotide messenger RNA. NCBI's taxonomy places the organism in Eukaryota, Viridiplantae, Streptophyta, Magnoliopsida, Fabales, Fabaceae. The record is from the annotation of a GenBank genome assembly.
AUGUUGUUUUUCUCGUACUUCAAAGAUUUGGUGGGAAGAGAAGUGACGGUAGAACUCAAGAACGACUUGGCUAUCAGAGGGACAUUGCAUUCUGUUGAUCAAUACCUCAACAUCAAGCUCGAAAAUACUCGUGUGGUUGAUCAAGACAAGUACCCUCACAUGCUUUCUGUAAGGAACUGCUUCAUCAGAGGAUCAGUGGUGAGGUAUGUGCAAUUGCCUCCAGAAGGUGUGGACAUUGAACUAUUGCACGAUGCCACAAGGAGAGAAGCCCGGGGUGGUUGA